AAACGAGGUGCGUCUAGGCGGUGGAUACAAAAGAUCCCGAGGGAUGCCCAUUAGCUUUUAGCGACUCAGUCCUGUUCCAAAAAACAAAACCGACCGAAGGGACAAUCACAAAAUACCUUUCUAGUCAUAUAGGCUACGUUUUCUGUGCGACAAAGAUCUUUUAUCAGCCCACGUGAGAAAGUGGAUUCGUUUUUAAGGUGUGUCGGUAGAGCUGGCUAUUGUCAGAAGGCGAGGAGAAGACUCCAGCGAAGAUUAAGAUGAGGAAGAGUAGGAGUGUGUUGACUGUGUCACCAAACAAUGACUGUAAAGAGCCUCCUGACUGUGGGAUGGCCGAGUCGUUCACCUCUCCGUCCUGCACACUCGGGGUGGACCUGCGCCGUGGCCGCCGACGCUUCUCUGGCAACCUGCAGCUGCCUCCACUGUCAUGGCGACAGGCGGAGAGGUCCCGCACACCUGACGAUGAGUACAUGAGUCGGCCGACCACGCUGCCCUUCGCCGCGCCCCCACGCAUCGACAUCACCCCUGUGGACCCAGACUGCUUCGAUGUGGAGAAUGGCCCCUCCGCCAGCUGCAGUCCAUUGGACCCUCAGGCCUCGCCGGGCUCGGGCCUGGUCCUGCACACCAACUUCCCGGGCCACAACCAGCGGCGGGAGUCCUUCCUCUACCGCUCGGACAGCGACUAUGACCUUUCGCCAAAGUCCAUGUCACGGAACUCCUCCAUCGCCUCUGAGUUGCACGGGGAUGAUCUGAUCGUCACACCUUUCGCUCAGGUUCUUGCAAGCCUUCGAAGUGUAAGAAAUAACGUCACUGUCUUGACCAAUGUCCAGUGUGCCUCAAACAAGAGGUCUCCUGCGGGGACUCAGCCCAAUAUGACCAGAGUCUGCCUGCCAGACGACUCCUACCAGAAGCUAGCCAUGGAGACCAUGGAGGAGCUGGACUGGUGUCUGGACCAGCUGGAGACCAUCCAGACCUACCGCUCCGUCAGCGACAUGGCGUCCACCAAGUUCAAAAGAAUGCUGAACCGGGAGCUGACGCACCUGUCCGAGAUGAGCCGUUCUGGCAACCAGGUGUCUGAGUUCAUCUCCAACACCUUCCUAGACAAGCAGAACGAUGUGGAGAUCCCCUCACCCACGCCGAAGGCUCGGGAGAAGAAGAAGAAGCAGCAGCUGAUGACUCAGAUCAGUGGUGUGAAGAAGGUGUCCCACGGACCGAGCCUCUCCAACUGCACCGUGAUCGCCCGCUUUGGAGUUAAGACGGACAAGGAGGACUUGCUUGCCAAGGAACUUGAAGACCUAAAUAAAUGGGGAUUGAACAUCUUCACCGUGUCAGAAUACUCCCACCACCGGCCUCUCACCUGCAUCAUGUACGCCAUUUUCCAGGAGAGGGAUCUGCUGAAGACAUUCAAGAUCCCGGCGGACACAUUUGUGGCCUACAUGAUGACGCUGGAGGACCAUUACCAUUCAGACGUGGCCUACCACAACAGCCUGCACGCCGCCGACGUGGCCCAGUCCACACACAUCCUGCUCUCAACGCCUGCGUUAGACGCCGUCUUCACAGACCUUGAGAUCCUCGCUGCCAUUUUCGCUGCUGCCAUCCAUGAUGUGGACCAUCCAGGAGUGUCCAACCAGUUCCUCAUCAAUACAAAUUCUGAGCUGGCCCUCAUGUACAAUGAUGAGUCGGUCCUGGAGAACCAUCAUCUGGCCGUGGGCUUUAAGCUGCUACAGGAAGACAAUUGCGACAUCUUCCAGAACCUCACCAAGAAGCAGAGGCAGUCCCUCAGGAAGAUGGUCAUCGACAUGGUACUGGCCACAGACAUGUCCAAGCACAUGAGCUUAUUGGCAGACCUGAAGACCAUGGUGGAGACCAAGAAAGUGACGAGUUCUGGAGUGCUGCUUCUCGACAACUACACUGACAGGAUACAGGUCCUGCGGAACAUGGUGCACUGUGCUGACCUGAGCAACCCCACCAAGUCCCUGGAGCUGUAUCGGCAGUGGACCGACCGCAUCAUGGACGAGUUCUUCCACCAGGGCGACCGCGAGAGGGAGCGGGGCAUGGAGAUCAGCCCUAUGUGUGACAAGCACACGGCAUCUGUGGAGAAGUCUCAGGUGGGCUUCAUUGACUACAUCGUACACCCUCUGUGGGAGACGUGGGCAGACCUGGUCCACCCCGAUGCACAGGACAUCCUGGACACUUUGGAGGACAACAGGAACUGGUACCAGAGCAUGAUCCCUCAGAGCCCCUCACCCCCUUAUGAGACUGACAAGGAGGGCCAGGGCGUCGGUGGUGGCACAGGGGACAAGUUUCAGUUUGAGAUGACCCUGGAGGAGGAGGACUCAGAGGGGACAGAGAAGGAUGAGCAGAGUCAGGGUGAUGAGGAUGAGGAGGAGGAGGAAGGGGAGGAGGAGGAAAGGGAGGAGCCCAUGGAACCGGCCACCACGCACAUUGAGAUCGUCACGCAUGACGCCUCACCCGUGGACACAUAGGACCUGCUCUUUACCUGUCAGUCACUUAAACAUGGCCGACACGGGUCUUUCACGUUUUCCUUUAUCAAGAGGGAAGGAAAUCUUGCAUAAAGGCAAUGUUUUUUGAGAAGCCCAAAAGGGGGGCGUCUAUUUGAGUCCCCUUUGGUGGGGGUGAGAGUCACACCCCCUCCAUGCACUUGCUUUUGGAGCCAGAGAUGGACAGUUUCUGUGGGAACGACCACAGAGCUCUCAGGAAAAAAAUGCUGCAGACAUUUUGGACCUGAUUGAUUGACAGGUGACUUGGGGAAAAUGAAGGAUCGGGGCCAACCAAAUGACGUUUGUUUUCACUCAGACAAGCGUUAGACGUGUUGACACUACUGAAAGAAAGGAUGGUUUUUGUACCAAGUGACUUUUUAUCAAGCGAACGGGAUGUCAGGAGGUAGCAAAAUGAACUACUGACAAACACGUUAUUUGUAAAGACAGAAACUGUUUACUUUUUUCUGUACCAUUUGUCUACAGACUUUGUGUGCCUUUUUUACUAUUGUCUUUUUAAGAGUCUUUUUUAUUUAUUGAACACACUUUAGUAAAAAUGUAUGUGAAAUGUUUUUGUUUUCUAAGGAAAAACAGCUUCAGAGUAGAAUUGUUUUGUAUUUCAGCAGAAAAAGAGAACUCUGUGUCUUCCUACGAUAUUAGGCAAUAUUAAGAAUAAUCCAAACAUCAAACAACCGGUCAAAGUCAAAAAUUUCCCAUGAAACAUGCACUUUCUGUCACCUUUUUGUUGUUUUGUUUGUGUUUUCAUAUGUGCACAAUACUUGUGUUUGUGUAGAGAUCUGUAUAAUUCAGUACCUCUGUCAGCAGACGUAUUGCCUGUUCAAAAUGAAGGCCCCAAACAUCUGAUUUGUCAGAAGUGUUGUGUAAUGCACACACUGCCAAAGUAUCCCCAAUUGAUCCAGUAGCCAGUACCAUGGAAAGCCUUAAUCAACAAAAACACUGGCAGAGAUCAGUAGCUGGCAGGAGGCUGGGGGGGGGUAGGCCUAAUCAUGUAAUCUGCACUUCAGUGUCAGUCAGGCCAAAGUAAUUUUCACUUCAAAGUUUUCCUCCAUUUUAUACUCAUCCUGUUAGUCUAACACAAUAGACACAUGCUAACCUCCCUCCCCUGAAAUUUUAUGAUUCAAGUCCUGCUGCCCCACUCAGAAUCCUCUAUCAUCGUCCAGAUGAAAGGGUUCCGAGCAAAUCUUAACUGUCAGAGCAGACUUUUUGUUUGGUAACAGGCAGCUGUCUUCCCAUCAAAAGGAAAUUGGCUAAAAAAAGGCGUAACAGCUUCUCAUAACAGCUUCUGUUACUCAUGCCAUUAUCAUGUAUUGGCUUAUGCUUUCCCUGGACUAGACUGACCAAGACAUUGAAAUGAAACUACAGAUCACACUUUGCUUUAAUCUAGAAAUUGAAAUCAAAUAAGUAACCCCAUCACCUUUAAUGCUAAAGAAAUAUUCUAUUUAGUUUCAUUUUACUUUUAUAUGUUUACUGUUAACAAAGAGAGAUUAGAGUUCAAUACUGGAGUUUCCUUUUUUUCCUUUUUGGACCUCAUUGAGGUCUUUUAUUCCCAGUGACAAUAAGUCAUGAUUCAAUCCAAAUUCGAUGUGGCUUUCAUGCUCCAUGGUACUUUAACUACCCAACUCUAAUUCACUCAAACAGAAGUAAGUGAAUUGUCACCGAUAUGUAUGUAUAUGAAUGUGUCAGAGUGAGAGUGAGUGUGGACGUGUGUGGACGUGUACAGCACAGUGUGCAUGUGUGUCUGCCUGUUUGGGUGUGUAUUCGCGUAAAAGACUUAACCCAAUAUGAAUCAUCAGCCCAUGUAUUUUUCAACUUUGUCCGGUUUGUCAAUCAAGCUCACAUCGGUCCUGUUGCUGUUUAUAACAGUAUAUUUAUUAUUCUAGGCUGUAAAUAAGAAUGAUGUUUCAUUGUAAAUCUAUUUUAAUUUAUAUGCACUUGCAUUACCGGAGAGUGGUGGUGUUACAUGUGUAGUGGACUCAGAGUUUGAGUCCAAUUUCUUUUUUUAUUUUAUUUGGUAAUAUAUUGUUUUGUUUUAUAUAUAAAUAAAUAUAUAUAUAUAUAUAUAUCUAUAUGAAUAUAUCGCACAAUGUCUGACUGCUUCGAUCAGCAGCAUUUAAAGGCAUUAGUUACCCAGAGGCUGGAAUUGCACAAUGCUGGCCAAGGUAGUGGUGUUGUGCAGAGUGGCUCGGUGUUAGGCAAAGACAGGAAGCUGAAGUGCCCAGGCUUGCUUGGCAUUCCAGCAUGUCCAAGAACGCAUUUUGAAUGCAGACUGCUGAUAGAGUUUCGGUUGAAAACAGGUUGAAAAUGAAAAAGGCAAUCUCCUCAAAUAUACACGCUCCACAUCAGUCAGACUGAGGGGACAUAUUGGCAGCAUGUCACAUUAUUUCUAGAGCACCAAUGUGAAUUGAUAUAUUACAAAAAUGUGAUUAUCUGUAAUUAUUUGUGCUAAUGUGAAACUAUUUUUUCUGACCAAACUUGUUAGCAGUUUUGAAAUUCAAAUUGUCAGUAUAACGUUGUUCAAUCUAUGUUCAAUCUUUUGGUCCAAGUUGUGUCCAAACGAUUAGCCCGAGUUAGCACUAUCUGCAUGACAGAAGGGUUUUCUAUGUCUGUUAAAAUCCCGCAUUGUUGCAGGUGGAUAUUCAGUGUUUCACACAAUGUAUGGUAUAAUAUUGUAUAUUGUGUUCAAUAAAAUCUGAAACUACUUUUCUAUGAAGUGAUUAAAAAAGAAAGCAUGAAUAUAUAUA
Messenger RNA from Alosa sapidissima (American shad), 5257 nucleotides. RefSeq names its product phosphodiesterase 4B, cAMP-specific a (gene pde4ba). Bases 258 to 2483 code for a protein of 741 amino acids. Lineage: Eukaryota; Metazoa; Chordata; Actinopteri; Clupeiformes; Clupeidae. Gene Ontology annotation, molecular function: transmembrane transporter binding; 3',5'-cyclic-AMP phosphodiesterase activity. The transcript has 17 exons. Gene Ontology annotation, biological process: signal transduction. The record is from RefSeq and is a predicted model, not a curated record. Gene Ontology annotation, cellular component: perinuclear region of cytoplasm; cytosol; nucleus.